UAACUCCAGUCGCUCACUCCACUCCCUCUGCUGGUCUCGGCCGUGUCUUCGGUCCUCUGGGAUUAUCUCUACGUUCGUUGUUCACAGUGUGCAGCUUAUAACGAUGAAGAUGGACGAGACUCUCCGCAAUUUGGUUCUGGUACACGAGAUCGGACGAAAGAACAAAUUCAGCGUGGCUGUUCUCCUGGCCUCCACAGCAGCCGUGACGGUCGCCAUCAGUAACAAACCCCCUUAUUUAACCACGUCGAACACCGGGGAAGCAAAGGGAACGGCUGGCAAAGUGAAGAUAAACAGGUGGCCGCCCCUGGAGAUUGCCUGCUCCGCCAGCGCCUUCCCCAUCGCCUGCAGCAACGACGCCACGUGCCCAGCCUCCAGAAAAUGCUGUUUCGACUCGUGCAGUCAGCGCCAUGUUUGCCAUCUUCCUUCACCUUUGUAAUGUCAUCUUCAUCAUCAUGUCUUCGCGUUCCCAUGUUUCAUCCUGCACUGUCAACAUCAUGUCUAUAGGUUGUCAUUAUUCUAUCAUCUCCAGUUGCCACACCAUGCUCUCUCCUCUUCUCAUUUCUAAAUAACUUAUAUACGAUUUUCCUCCACACGAGAGCGUGUUGAUUGUGACAAAGUGUAUAAAGAUUUUUUUUUUCGUGAAAUAAGUCAGGUACGCUGUGUUUUGAAGCAAGUAAAACAUCAUUUAGUGCCUCAUAUCCGGUGAUUUAGUUUAUGGCGUAAUAAAUAUUUAUUUAACAGUU
Messenger RNA from Penaeus monodon (black tiger shrimp), 743 nucleotides. RefSeq lists its product as uncharacterized. The coding region runs from base 104 to 436 and encodes 110 amino acids. Gene Ontology annotation, cellular component: extracellular region. Lineage: Eukaryota; Metazoa; Arthropoda; Malacostraca; Decapoda; Penaeidae. Gene Ontology annotation, molecular function: peptidase inhibitor activity. The record is from RefSeq and is a predicted model, not a curated record. The transcript has 4 exons.